UCUCUUGUUGAUUGCUUGCAGCAGCAUCCGAGAUCCCGCGUUGAUCUGAUUCUGAGUUUUCUUUUGUGGAAAUUCAAUCUAUACUUGACGUUUGGUCAUAGGUCAAAUGUCAUCAUGGCAUCAAACGCUACAAGGUCAGCAACCUCCAGCCCGGCCAAGAGUGAACGGAGUGCAAGUGAAAAGAGUGAAAAGAACACCUUCACAGAUCUGAAGUCAAUAGUGAAGUCCGAGUACAUGAGCUUGGUGACUAACAGACGUUUCAAGAGAGCUGGAGAAAUUAGGAUGAUUUGGUCGGCCAAUCGUAAAUGUAUAGAAGAGAGAACGGAGGAGAAUGAAAGGAAGAAUCAGGAGUGUCCCUUCCAGUCUAUCCACACUGCUGCUUCCUUCGAUCAACUUCCCGUUACAAGAAAGUGUUCCAUAGAGGUCGGUAGUAACAAGCAGAAACAGACUGCCCCGCUGCAUACACUUAAUGGUGUUAGUUCAGUACCAUGUGUCUAUACAUGGGCUCCACUUCAACAAAAUUUUAUGGUGGAAGAUGAGACGGUUCUUCACAACAUUCCUUACAUGGGUGAUGAAGUCUUAGAGCAAGAACAGACAUUCAUUGAGGAACUCAUCAAAAACUAUGAUGGCAAAGUACAUGGUGAUCGAGAGGGAGGCUUCAUUGAUGAUGAAGUUUUUGUGGAGCUUGUUAGGAGUGUGGCAGCCUCGGAGCAUCAGAUGACAACCAAAAGAGAAGAAGAAAGUGCAGGCUCCGAUCUGACCCAGAUGAAAGUAGAAGAAUUGAAAGAGCCGGAAUUGAAACCAGAAGAAGAUUCUUCAUCGUCUGAUUUUCCAAAGGAUAUCAUCUUCAAGGCCAUCGUCAGCUUCUUCCCUGAGAGAGGAACGAUAGAAGAGCUCAAAGAGAGGUAUCGAGAGCUGACAGAGAAGCAGGAUCCUAACAUCUUACCACCCGAGUGUACCCCUAACAUCGACGGUCUAAAUGCCAAAUCAGUGCCUAGAGAUGAGACUAUGCAUUCCUUCCACACACUGUUCUGCAGACGCUGCUACAAAUACGACUGCUUCCUUCAUCCAUACCAUCCAACUCCUAGUCAGACCAAACCCAAGAACAAGGAAUUCAGGACUAGUACUGAGCCAUGUGGACCAAGCUGUUUUAUGCAUAAACAAGAGUACAGUAUUCCAGAGCUUCCCACUCCGUCCACCGAGAAGAGCAAGGGAUCUCCAUUCCGACCCGGCUUCAGGAAGUUGGGAGGUGGACGUUCUAACACCAGCACACCGACCAAAUUCCUGGGAGAGUUAGAUUCUGAGUUUCAGCCAUACGAUAAACCCUUUAUCGAACCAGAGAGUAGCAGUAAUGACAGCUUGCCAGCCGAGACCAACCUUGUGACAUCAGAGGAAUGGAACGGAAGGGAAUCUUCACUCUUCAGAGUCUUAAGAACUGUCUAUUAUAACAAUUACUGUGCCAUGGCAAGGUUGCUCAGGACAAAGACUUGUGUUCAGGUGGCAGAAUUUUCAUCAAAGGAAGGUGAAGCAAUGGAACUCUCACCGGAACACAACACACCACCUAGGAAGAAGAAGAGAAAACAAAAGUUGUGGUCUAUGCAUUGCAGAAAAAUUCAACUCAAGAAAGGUAAAGAUAAUUCCUCAACUCAUGUAUACAAUUACCAACCUUGUGAUCACCCUGGCAAACCGUGUGAUUCCGACUGCACCUGUAUUAUGCUCCAAAACUUCUGUGAAAAGUUCUGCCAGUGCUCGACAGAAUGUCAGAAUCGAUUCCCUGGUUGCAGAUGUAAAGCUCAAUGUAACACCAAGCAGUGUCCAUGCUACCUCGCUGUAAGAGAAUGUGAUCCCGAUCUAUGCCAGACUUGUGGAGCAAGUGUGUUCACUGAUAAAAGUACAAGUGAAAGUAUAUCCUGCAAGAAUGUCAGUCUACAACGAGGAUGGAAACGGCACCUUCUGCUAGCUCCAUCGGAUAUUGCUGGGUGGGGUAUCUACAUCACUGUUCCUGUUAUGAAGAAUGAGUUCAUCUCAGAGUACUGUGGAGAGAUUAUCUCUCAAGAUGAGGCUGACAGACGUGGAAAGGUCUAUGACAAGUACAUGUGCAGUUUCCUCUUCAAUCUAAAUAAUGAUUUUGUUGUCGAUGCCACUAGGAAAGGAAACAAGAUUCGUUUUGCCAACCAUUCCAACAUACCAAACUGCUAUGCCAAAGUAAUGAUGGUAAAUGGAGACCAUCGGAUAGGUAUCUUUGCCAAAAGGAACAUUCAGACUGGAGAAGAAUUAUUCUUUGAUUACAGAUAUGGUCCCACUGAUGCUCUGAAAUAUGUAGGAAUUGAAAGAGAGAUGGACAUUCUGGCAGCGAAGUGAGAACUACAUCAACCAUCAAUCUAACAUUCCAGGAAUAUCAGGAGUAAUUCUGACACAACAAUUGUGGAGGUUUUUCAUGGUUUAAAGUCUGUCUUUAAAGAAAGGAGACAGCUUUAUUGCACUGUAAUCUUGUCUUCUGCUGAAAGACUGGGAAGGAAUUUUUAUGUGAUGUGUUGAUGAUGUAAGUAAGGGAUAUUUGAUAUGAUAUGAUCAAAAGUGAGUAGAAGUUUGCAUGUAUAUUGCGAUAGUUGUCACUUUCACUGCCAUCACCUUAUCUUUAUCUUGUCACCUACACGACCACUACUAACAAGUUGAUUUCUUUGUGACUACCACCAACACCACCAUCAUUAACAAUGUCAUCAAUGCUACCACCUUCACCACUGUCACAAAAUAUGUCACCACCACCAAAUCUAUAUUACGAGUGUCAUUACCAUAACCACUGUUACAACCAUAAAAAAUGUCAGCACCAAUAGCCACCACCUCUAAUACUUUAAAAACCAUUACCAUCACAUCACCACCACCACCAAAGUCACCACUAACGGUAUCAUCACCAUUACCACCAUCGGCACCCUGAACAAUAUCAACACCACAACCAUCACUGAUAAAUUCAAAAUUGUUAACUUCACCACCAUUAACAAUGACAAAACCACAACUACCACAACCUCUUUUAACAUUGUUAUAACCUUCAUUCAACACUACUAUCAUUAUCAUCUCCUUAAUCACCAUCACCACAACCAAAAACAAUUGCAUCAUCACCGCAACUACCACCAUCACCACCACCGGUUGAUACCACCAUUAUCAUCACCAUCUUUACCACGCCUACUAUCACCACCACCAUCAUUUUCACCUCAGUGGCAUCCACUCUGGCCACCACCACAACUGCUAACCUCACUUUUGGCUUCCACAAAAUGGAGAAGUAAAAGACCAUAUUCUAUUUUCACCAGUUGUUAGAGCACUUUUAUCCUGUGAUGUGCUAAGAAUCACAAAGGAACUGGUUCCAAUUGCAGACAAUAUGCAUGUUCCCCCUUGUCGACUCACGAUGUGCCCUAUUAUGUUCCACUGUAAUGAUAGCCAGAAGAGCUUUUAUUAUAGUUGGUAAUAGCUGCAAUGUUUAAGAUGUCUUCUUUGGAACUGUUUCAGUCACACUCAACAGUUGUACACUAGAUCAGAAUAAUAAAUCAUAUCAUUGUGUACGUGUUCAGGAAUAUAUAAUAACAGCUCUCGAACAGAACUGUUACGACAGCCGUGCCUUAUCUAUUAUCACUGUCACUGACAAAAUCAAAUGCAUGCAUUUUUGUAAUAUUUUUAAUAUUUUUAAUUUCAAGUAGUUUUAUACUCCUGUGUUGGGAACAUCUGUUCAGUGAUGUGUAUUUUUCUAAUUGAGAAAUAAAAUGGGACAAACUGUCAUUCUUGUGCAGAUCUGCUUCAUGACUUUGUCCUCUUAACCUUUUUUUUUAAAUUAAAUGUCUGUGUUUCUUAUAUUUGUAUGUCUUGUGCUCAAUUAAUAAAUGCAACUAAGAUGCAUUUCAAAUAUGCAUGUUUUCUAAUUGGUUGGCAAUCAAUUUACAUUCAAGUUUAGGAGUUGCGUUUGAUUGCAAAUCACUCUCAGUUAAAGAACCCCCCCCAAAAAAAAAAAAAAAAAAGCAGAAGGCAAAGAAGAAGAAUGAGGAGGAGGGGGGGGGGUGAAGAAGGAAGAGAAUUAUUUGCCUUGCACAUAUAAUAUAACAGUAAAGGAAGAAAGAAAACAAGACUUGAAAUCAGCAGGAUUUAAACCUGUCAUCUACUAGCUGACAUCAACUCUACCUCUAGGCUCCAUGCCACUGCUGGUCAUUGGUACUUGCCAUAUAGCAAUCAAUGAAUAGAUCUCGUUGGGUACCUAUUCACCUCACCUGGGUCAAGUGCGGCUCAUGUGGAUACAUUUUGUGCUGAUGGAAAUGUUAAUCUUUGCCAUGCCGUUAGAGAUCUAGAUCUGGGACAUGAAAAUUUUACUUUGUGAAAUCCCGACAUUUAAACUUAGAAAUGAUGAGACUAAAAAUCACAAACCCUGAUAACCACAUGUGGGGCGUUGUAUCAUCACUUGGAAAAUUAUAAAUAAAUCUAGCUGGGAAGUCAUACUUUUGGGGGGCUAAUUUUCUCAGCAAUUCACCUUUUCAACUAGACCAAAAUUAUUUUACAUAGGUACAUUUUUUUAAAUUCAUGUAUACAAAUACUUGGGUUGUAAUUUUAUUGGAUUCUGUUCAAACUCAUUUUGAGAUCAUUACAACAACUAGCACUAAAAAAAAAAUCAAACAUAAUUUUCUCAUUUCUUUUGAUUUUCUAUAUAAUGAUUAAAAGCCCAUUUGAACUCAUAAAAUAGAACAUUCUGCUUGUAUUUUCUUUAUCACAAUUUACCUCACAAAUCUCAUUUGAAUUGCAUUUUUCACUGACAUAAAUUUCGUAUUCACAUUCAGUGCCUUUAUUGUUAACUCAAAUACUAAUGUUCUAAGUGAACUAUACAUUUUAUCACGUGGAAUUUUCUUGUGUAAUAUAUCUUUUCAUUAAUUUAGCUGACAAGUGAAACGUUUUCCUAAUGGUCCAUAGUGUCUCGCUGUAUUACAAAUACACUGGAAAUCAAAAUAUAUUUAGGAUUUUGUAUUUGUACAUGCUGUAUAUGUAGCAUUUUUAUAUCCUCAUUUCCUAUCCUAUUUGAAAUGCUUUCAUACAAGGGUCAUUGUUUAUUUGUUAAAUAAUAUUUAUUUUAAAAUUUGUAAAUAUGACAGAUGUACAAUUUCUGAUAAUUAUUUUGCUCUCAAUUUCUUUUAUUCAUCCUUAAUCCAUCAAGGAUAAUUGCUCUUGCAAACUCAGUGUAUUUUCUCGUUAGAAUGAUGGAAAUAACAUGUACACAUACAUGCAUUCAGUUUAUGAUUAUGAUUUAGUUCACAAUUUGAUGUAUUUCUUCUUAUUCCUAACAAGAAUUAAUUGAUGUCUGUUACUAUCUACAUGUAUCUGUUGAAAAUUUGUCUGUUGCGCAUUUCUGAUUUAGCUCACAAUUCAAUCUUAAAGCAGAUUGUCAUAUCCUAAUCAAAUUCUGGAUUAUGUUUAUCAUAAUCAUGUUUAGAAAAAUGCAUUUUGUUUACCAUGUUGUCAUUAUAGGCAAAGCAGAUCCAAAAAGAAUGUCUAAUAAAGUUUAGAAAUACACAUGUUCCCCUUUUGGGAUUUCAUUUAUUAUUAAGUGUAGUCAAAGGCAUCAUCAGCUCGGGGGGGGGGGGGGGUUACCCCUGUGUGGCAAAAAUAAACCAAGUGUAUUAUGCUGUUAAAAGUUUGCAAUUUUGAUAUUCAUAUUAAACAAGCAGCUAUAUUACAAGCUCUGCAUAUGGGAAGAAGGGGGUGUUUUGAUCCCAGGGGGAGUGGGGGGCAAAUGAUAGACCCUGAACACACACAUACACACAAAUACUUUUAAAGGUUUGGUUUCUCCUUGGAUCCAUCUUAUUCUCUAGUUCAUAUAUUUGUAACUUACAGAUAACAUUUAUCGGGGGGGGGGGCGUUCUAUCACUGCUCCUUCUAUUUGGUAUGCGUGAUGCUUUUAUUUGUAUUUCAGAAGCUUUGCUAAACAUGUCUACAAUUUUCGCUCUUACUAGCCAUUAUUUCUAUUGAAGGUCCAGAUUGCGGAUUCAUGUUUUUCCUUAAUUUCAAGUUUUUCACUCAACACAAUAUAAGAAUACACUUUUUUUUUUAUGGCUGAAGCUUAUUUGCCUGUACUUGUGACCUAUGCUUCUCAUGUACAUAUUUUUAUAUUCAUGUCAUUCAUUCAUGUUUGUAUAAAGGUGAAAUAUGUAGUGUCCAAUGUCCAAAAAUUGAUUUUGAAGGGGAAACAAAUAGUUUUGACAUGCUGACAGAUUUGUAUUAAAAUUUCUACAAACUGCAAAAUCA
This is a messenger RNA of Lytechinus pictus (painted urchin), 6270 nucleotides long. Its product is annotated as histone-lysine N-methyltransferase EZH2-like. Gene Ontology annotation, biological process: heterochromatin formation. The transcript is spliced from 21 exons. Gene Ontology annotation, cellular component: ESC/E(Z) complex; nucleus. The coding region runs from base 115 to 2361 and encodes 748 amino acids. NCBI's taxonomy places the organism in Eukaryota, Metazoa, Echinodermata, Echinoidea, Temnopleuroida, Toxopneustidae. The record is from RefSeq and is a predicted model, not a curated record. Gene Ontology annotation, molecular function: histone H3K27 methyltransferase activity; protein binding; chromatin binding.